Molecule: messenger RNA, 1728 nt
Organism: Sander lucioperca (pikeperch)
Lineage: Eukaryota; Metazoa; Chordata; Actinopteri; Perciformes; Percidae
Gene: mrm3a
Product: mitochondrial rRNA methyltransferase 3a
Exons: 4
Coding region: 1-1245 (414 amino acids)
Biological process (GO): RNA processing
Molecular function (GO): RNA binding; RNA methyltransferase activity
Source: RefSeq, a predicted model, not a curated record
AUGGCAGCAUACAUGAGAAGCGUGAUAUGUCUUGUUUCCAUCGAGCGAAAUGCUUUUCUAACAAGAGGGAGUAGUGCUAUUGAGGAAUCAAAGCGAUAUGUCCGCGGACUGAGGAGGACCGCUGUCCGAGUGCUGAACGGCCCAGCCUCAGAUGGAGCCUCUCCGGUAGCUGGUGGCCGGAGUCGGGAGCCCGCGGCCGGACGGCAGGUCGAGAGGGCGCUGCCUGGAGACAAACGGCUGGCGAGGUUAGUGAGUGUUGCUCGUUCCAGGACAUCUCGGGAGCACCAGGGUAAAAUCCUCCUGGAGGGCAGGCGUUUAAUCUGCGACGCCCUGGAUGCUGGAGCCAACCCACAGAUGGUGUUCUUCAGUACCCUGGAUCGGCUCCGAGAGCUGCCAUUAGACAAGCUGAAGAGGGCCACGCUAGUCAAAGUCAAGUUUGAGGACAUCAAGAUCUGGUCUGACCUCGUGGCCCCACAAGGGGUGAUCGCCAUAUUUUCCCGCCCGGACCCAUCAAGGUUAAACUUCGCUGUCAGAAGUCAUUCAGUGCCGUUGUCCCUGAUAUGCGACAACAUCCGGGACCCUGGCAACCUUGGGACUAUGUUGCGAUGUGCUGCUGCUGCCGGCUGCCACAGUGUCCUGCUCACCAAGGGUUGUGUUGACGCUUGGGAGCCUAAAGUUCUGCGUGCAGCAAUGGGUGCCCAUUUCCGCCUUCCCAUCUAUUCCAGCUUGGGCUGGGAUGAUGUGGAGAAACAUCUCCCUAAACCUGUGACCGUCCAUGUGGCUGACAGCAGCUGUGCCGCUGACGCAAGUAAAGAAAAAGAGGAUUCCCAAGUUAACGCGUCUCACAAAUCUUCCAAAGCAGGAGACUAUGGCUGGGUCAGCACAAGGCCGAAUCAAAACAACAUGCGCUACGAGGAAUACGAUUCUGAUUCAGACUCAGAUUGUGAAGAUGGGGGACUUUCACUUCCUAGAUUGGACUCAAAGCUGUACCAUGAGAGCUGGGCUCAGAGUCCCACUGCUCUUGUAAUAGGUGGAGAGACACAUGGUCUGAGUGUAGAAGCAGUCCAGUUGGCUGAGAAAACCGCCGGACACAGGCUCUUCAUUCCUGUCGCUCCUGAUGUGGACAGCUUGAACUCAGCCAUGGCCACCAGUAUCCUUUUGUUUGAGGGCAGGAAGCAACUGUGGAAACUAACUCAGACACCUGAAAGGAAAUGGAAAUCUAAAGCUGAGCAGCAAUUUUCAUGACGUUGGCUCUAAAUAUCAGUAUGUGACUUCUGGUGUACAUUUGUCCUUGUUACUACAGACUGAACUAAAUUAUUCAAAUUUCCAUUCUACAUCCUGUCCUGCUAAAAAUAGAAUACUGAGGAUUUGUGAAAUGUUUGUCUGAAUUAAUGUCAAGUAAAUGUAUACCUUGCAUGCCUUUUUCAUGCUUAGUUUUUUUUUAGGGCUGUUUAGAGGAAUUAUUUCCAUGACCAAUUAAUCUGAACAUUUUCUCAAUUGUUUUCUGUAAAAUGUAAGAAAUCUUGUGACUCGGUCAUUAGAAUUUCUCAGAGCCCAAGGUAGUGUCUUCAAAUUCCUUAUUUUAUCCAAUCAUCAGCCCAAAGCCAAAAGCUUUUCAGUAUACUGCCAUAGGCAACAAAGAAAAGCAGCAUACAACAAACCUCACAAGGGAAGGCUGAAAAAAGAUUUGGGAUUAGAAAAAAGUGAAAUGAGCCUUCCCUGCUCUCU